AUGCCCUCACCCUCCCUCAAGGUGGCUGUGGUAUGCAUGAGUAACAUGAACAGGAGCAUGGAAGCCCACAGCAUCCUCAGGGAAAAAGGGUUCAGUGUCAGGUCUUUCGGAACUGGAUCUCGCGUGAAGCUCCCAGGCCCGGCACCCAAUGGCCCCAUAGUUUACGAUUUCUCAGUGACAUAUAAACAGAUGUACAAUGACCUUUGCAGGAAAGACAGAGAAUGCUACCGCAGGAAUGGACUCUUAUACAUCUUGGGAAGAAAUGAGAGAAUCAAGCCUCGGCCAGAGAGAUUGCAGGAGUGCAGCGAUCCCUUUGAUGUCAUCUUUACCUGUGAGAAGAGGGUCUAUGACAGAGUGGUGGAAGAAACGUGUGCCAGAGAGCAGGAGACGUUCUAGCCUGUGCACGUGAUCAACGUGGACAUGGAAGACACCCUAGAGGGCGCCACCCUUGGAGCUUUCCUCAUCUGUGAGCUGUGCCAGAGCCUACAGCACAUGGAAGACUUGGAAGAUGGUCUGGAUAAGCUGCUCCUGGCAGCGGAGGAGAAAACAGGAAAGAGCUUUCUUCACACAGUCUGCUUCUACUGA
Messenger RNA from Pteronotus mesoamericanus, 585 nucleotides. RefSeq names its product RNA polymerase II subunit A C-terminal domain phosphatase SSU72 like protein 5-like. Gene Ontology annotation, molecular function: RNA polymerase II CTD heptapeptide repeat phosphatase activity. Gene Ontology annotation, cellular component: nucleus; mRNA cleavage and polyadenylation specificity factor complex. Gene Ontology annotation, biological process: termination of RNA polymerase II transcription. The transcript has a single exon. The record is from RefSeq and is a predicted model, not a curated record. NCBI's taxonomy places the organism in Eukaryota, Metazoa, Chordata, Mammalia, Chiroptera, Mormoopidae.